CGUCAGCUGCCCGGCGGAGCUUGGAAGGCUCAAUACCAAUGGGCGAGGCAAACGGCAAUGGGUCGGGAAUGACCGCAGGGGAUAUGGACUUGGAAGAGCUUGCGGCGAAGCAGCAUUCAGGGGGCGGUAUGUUCAACUCGAUCACGAACAUGGCGAACUCUAUCUUGGGGGCAGGUAUAAUUGGCCUCCCCUAUGCCAUUAGCAAAGCGGGCUUCUGGACUGGAAUGUUUCUUCUAAUCGUGCUAUGUGCCGUCACGGACUGGACAAUCCGGCUUAUAGUCACGAACGCUAAAAUGAGCGGAGCAAAUUCAUACAUUGGCAUCAUGAAUCACUGCUUCGGCUCAAGCGGCCGCGCGGCAGUCUCGUUUUUUCAGUUCGCGUUCGCGUUUGGAGGUAUGUGUGCAUUUGGUGUCAUCAUCGGCGACUCCAUACCCCAUGUCAUCCGCUCAAUAUUCCCCACGCUUCCAACGAUACCCGUUCUUUCCAUCUUCGCCAACCGGCAAUUCGUAAUCGCUCUUUGUACCCUCGGCGUUUCCUAUCCGCUCUCACUCUAUCGCGACAUCCAUAAGCUCUCCAUUUCGUCCGCCUUUGCGCUUGUGGGGAUGCUCAUAAUUGUUUUCUCCGUCACUUUUGAGGGGCCGCAUGUGCCACCUGAGCUCAAAGGUGACCCGGCGAAGCGCUUCUCGCUCAUCGACUCUGGUAUCUUCCAGGCAAUAGGCGUGAUCAGUUUCGCAUUUGUGUGUCACCACAAUACGCUAUUGAUUUAUGGAAGCCUGAGGACACCGACCCUGGAUCGAUUUGCUAAAGUAACGCACGUGUCGACGGCAAUUUCUCUCGUUGCUUGUUCGAUAAUUGCCGUCAGCGGAUACAUGGUCUUUACGGACAAAACACAGGGCAACAUCUUGAACAACUUUUCGCCGACUGACAGUCUGAUCAAUGUGGCGCGGUUCUGCUUCGGCCUCAACAUGUUUACUACACUCCCGCUUGAGCUAUUCGUUUGUCGAGAGGUGAUCGAGCAAUAUUUUUUCUCGCAUGAAACAUUUAGCAUCCAGCGCCACGUCUUCUUCACUACCACCAUCCUUCUUGCGUCUAUGUUCAUCGCCCUCGUCACUUGCGACCUCGGCGUCAUGCUAGAGAUCAUCGGCGGCGUCUCCGCGACGGCGCUUGCAUUCAUCUUCCCUGCAGCAUGUUACCUCAAACUCGCCGGUGCGCAUGCGCACAGGCCAUGGUACACUCGCGAGCGGCUACCUGCGUACGUGUGUGUCACGUUCGGUGUGACUGUAAUGCUGCUCUCCUUGUUCCUCGCGCUAGGCAAGGUAUGGACGCCCGAAGGGAAUGCUACAAUAUGCAUGUAGACGAGACGCGGCAGGCAGGAGUGCAUGGUAUGGGACGGGUAAGGUGAGAUAAGGGGGCCCGAAAAUCUAUGAAGUUAGAAUAGAGGGUAGUCGUAGCUACAGGUAUCGUACAGCAUCUGGAUUGCAGACAGGACAUUGGAGAAUGGACUAUACGGACUGGCGCAAGGGCCUAAAAAGCGACGUGACGAGCAAGCAAGCAAGAUCGGAAUGUGGACCAUGGUCAUCAAACAACGCGAUGCUUGAUGCAUGAAGCCUGAAGUUAAAGCAUAAUAGGGCAGAGGGGAAGAGAUGUGACAAUGAGACGCAUAUCGCCGGGGCGAAUGUUCGUUUCGUCAGUACGGUGCAGCAGCCGGGUAUGUACGUAUGCGGCAGGAACAUUACUUCCCUAUAACCUCUCGGAGGCCCGGGACGGCGUUCAUGUCUUCGGCGCGUACGCCCGACCCGGUGCUUUCUUCUGCGAGAAGCGGGCUGACACUUGGGUUGGAGCUCCAAAGGUGCUCGACGCGCUGCAACGGGCGCAUGCCGAACAUUUCUGGUGGGUUGCACACGAGGAGCCAGAUCGCGUCGUAGCCGCCCCACCGGGAACGCCGCCACCGAUGACACCUGCUAGCGAGACGCUGUCGUCGAGGAGCUUUGUU
Molecule: messenger RNA, 1993 nt
Organism: Heterobasidion irregulare TC 32-1
Lineage: Eukaryota; Fungi; Basidiomycota; Agaricomycetes; Russulales; Bondarzewiaceae
Exons: 9
Coding region: 39-1355 (438 amino acids)
Biological process (GO): amino acid transmembrane transport
Cellular component (GO): endoplasmic reticulum
Molecular function (GO): amino acid transmembrane transporter activity
Source: RefSeq, a predicted model, not a curated record